AUGGGACGUGUUAUUUUCUCUGUUUCGGACGACGUCUUUUCCCUCUGUCCAUCUAAGAUACUCAAGUCCGACGAGCGCGGUGUGGAGGAGGCCGACGAGGACCUGACGUGCGAGGACGGCGACCGGCGGUCUUUCUCCGAGCUGCAGUUCCACUACGGCGGCUACGGCAUCAACUGGACGGAACUAGUGCGCCUCGUUCUGGACUUGCCCUCCACACGUAACGUCGUCAUCUGCCGAGUGCGACUCAGCGGACCUCUGCAGCAUCUGCUGGAGAUCACCCCCAAGAAGUCCCUGUGGCAGUUCGCCAUCCUCCACACGCUGGUGCACUCUGACCUCUUUCUGCUCCUGUCGGGUCACGGCACGCAGGGCACAUCCCAGGCGGCGGUGACGUCACGACAUGUCCCUGGGCCUGGUCCAGGCCAGGACCCGUUGGAAGGCGGUGGCCGGCCGCAGUCCCAGGAAGAGCAGUGUCUGGACUUGGUCGAGUACGUCAUGCCGGCCAUCAAACAUCGCCAUUGCGACAAGGACGCUCUCAAGCGAAGCGUGGAUGAGGUGGACAACAUGAUGGAACACUUGCGGCUGUCCAUGUUCGGAAUACUCAAAGGACUGUUUAGUAUUUCUCCAGAAAACACCUGGAAAAUAACGAAUAUCACCAUCAACGAGGUCAAGAUUAAAGUCGUGCUGUUUCUGAUGAAUCUGGGGAAGGACCAUGAGGCUUUGCGCCUGGACCUGGACGAGGAUGACUUUAGUGCCAACGUGCAUGAGCUGGUCAAGUUUCGUAACCAGCUCUACCUGGCGGGACUGGUGGACGUGCGGGGUUUACCUGUAGAUAUGACGGCCUUCGGCAUCAGAGCCUGCUUUAAAGACUCCAGUCUGUCCCGGCCUGGCCCUCACCUGUACCACUCACCUGUGUCCACGCUGUGCGCUUCGGUUCACUGGGAACAUUCCUUGCAGCGAAAGUUGCUGAUAAACUGGGAUUUGUGGACCUCUUGGACCACUACGCCGGGGGUGUGCUCAAUCACAGCGCAGUCCUGGGGCUGGCGGUUCGACUCCAGUGCUUCGUUCAGAAAUACAGCAAAAUAGUCUUGUUGGACUACGGCACCACGGUGUACAGGGUUGAUGGCGAGCUCAACAAAGUGCAGAUCUGGAAAGAUCAGUUCACGCUUCAGUUGGUGAUGAUGGCCUGGCGCCGGUACCACGACUCCAUGACAUCAGACAAAGCUCUGCCCGGCCUCCCCUUGUCCAGAGACCAACUCUUCUACGUGGCAUUCGCUCAGGCA
Pomacea canaliculata is the source of this 1280-nucleotide messenger RNA. RefSeq lists its product as uncharacterized. The transcript has 6 exons. The record is from RefSeq and is a predicted model, not a curated record. The coding region runs from base 1 to 1083 and encodes 360 amino acids. Lineage: Eukaryota; Metazoa; Mollusca; Gastropoda; Architaenioglossa; Ampullariidae.